This is a messenger RNA of Racocetra fulgida, 392 nucleotides long. The record is from the annotation of a GenBank genome assembly. NCBI's taxonomy places the organism in Eukaryota, Fungi, Glomeromycota, Glomeromycetes, Diversisporales, Gigasporaceae.
CGUACAUUGAACAACAAUCGACAAUUGGUUCAAACCCACAGCCAGAGAGUUUACAAUCUCGACAAUCUCGACAAUCUCGAACCAAAUCAAGUAUGUCAAGUAUUCGUCUCUUUUAAAGCAGUUGAAGCUUUGAAUGUUAUUCCCGUUCCUCAGGGAGUCAUGUGUCAAGACCUUACGAAUAACAUGAUUUGGCGUUCUAUCGGAAAUACUAGUUUUUUGCUAAAUUUUCCUAACAAAUAUGAAAUCUCACAUUACGAGGCAAAACUAUGUACUCUGUUUCCUUUCCCCACAAAUGAUAGAUAUUUAAUCAUUAAUCAUUUAAAGAAUAGAAGUUUAAUUGAAGCAGCGACUAGAGUAAACGAUAAUGAGUAUAAAGCAUUAUUUCAAGAAUU